AUGAAGAUUCUUUCUUGGAAUAUUAGAGGGCUUGGUAGGCCUGAGAAUAGGAGGAGACCCAAAGAAGUUAUUAAAGAAAGGAAAGUGGAUAUGGUGCUGCUUCAAGAAACAAAAAAGGCAAAUAGUUCAGAUCAGUUUGUGAUGUCUAUCUGGCCCCAUGACCUGGUUGACUCCAUGUAUGUAGAUACUGAUGGGAGCUCUGGUGGCCUAUUAUGUGUGUGGAAGCUUGAAGUCUUCUCUCUAGUUGACUGUUGCUGUAAUAAGAGUUUCGUCAUACUAUCAGGUACCUUGUUUAGUAGCUUGGACUGUGUGAUUGUGAAUGUGUAUGCACCUAAUGAUGUGCUUGCUAGGAGAAGGUUAUGGGUCUCUUUGCUCAAUCUUAAGGUUACCUUCCUCAAACCGUGGUGCAUCAGGGGAGAUUUUAAUGAAAUCAAAUCAAUAGAUGAAAGAAAGGAUUAUGUACGAAGGGAUAGGGGAAUGGAAGAUUUUUGUAAUUUCGUAAGUAGCCUUAAAAUGAUUGACUUACCUAUGUUGGGUAGAAAAUUUACAUGGUGUAACUCAAUGGAAGGUGAGAGAUGGAGUAGGCUAGACAGGUUCCUUGUUGAGCCAGAACGGUUAGAAUGGUUUAGAUACAAACUUUGGGGCUUCCCUAGAUCCAUCUCAGAUCACUGUCCAAUUAUCCUAACGAAGGAUGUCAGAAAUUGGGGCCCAAAGCCUUUUAGAUUCAUCAAUGCUUAG
Molecule: messenger RNA, 738 nt
Organism: Camellia sinensis
Lineage: Eukaryota; Viridiplantae; Streptophyta; Magnoliopsida; Ericales; Theaceae
Source: RefSeq, a predicted model, not a curated record